Molecule: messenger RNA, 2088 nt
Organism: Didymodactylos carnosus
Lineage: Eukaryota; Metazoa; Rotifera; Eurotatoria; Philodinida; Philodinidae
Source: the annotation of a GenBank genome assembly
AUGCGUUAUACUCUUGAACUUAUCUUGUCUAUUCAAACUAUAGCAGUAUGUUUAUAUGCUACGGUACCUCAAUAUAUCUUUCGCUAUUUUUUCCUAAUAUAUAUUAAUAACUCCACGCAUAAUAAUACACUUCACGAUGCACAACAAGAAUGUCAUUCUAAAUCGGAUCCAAUAUCGGAUGCCCAUACAUGGGCACAAAUUCAGUCAGCUCAUCUUCAAUUUUGGAUGAAUAUUGCCAAUGGGAUACCAUUAGUGAUAAUGACAUACAUAUUGGGCGUAUGCACAACAAAAUUUCAAAAAAAAAUUAUUCUCGUUAUAUCCUUCUUUGGCAACGUCAUUCAAGUUAGCUUCUGGUUACUUUUCGCUUAUUUUAAUCUUCCUUUGUAUAUCUGGUUUAUUUCAUCAUUUUUACAAGGCUUUGGUGGCGGUUCAGGUAUAUCUCAAUUAGUUGUAAGUUUAAUCAUUAUGGAUACAACAUUAGAAAGUGAAAGAGGAUUUCUGUCUAUUCGUUUGGCGGCUUUAUGUGGUUUGGUAGCAGCUGUAGUUAAUUUACUCAGCGGUUUUUGGAUAGUCAACCAUGGGUUUAAAUUACUUUUUUGGUUAGCAUUAGCUGCACAAUUAAUAACAAUUGUUCUCUCACUCGUACUCAUCAAAGAAAGUUCUCCAUCACUUACAACGACUGAUGAAGAAACAAAACGAUUAAUAAAUGAUCCUCCUCAUAUUACUAAACGCAAAAAUACCAUUAGCAUUUAUCUAACUUUGAUAUCCUAUUUGUUCUUUUUAUUAGCAGUUCUCUCAUUAACAGUACCAUACUUGUAUUUUCUACAGAAUGCACCCUUCUGUUGGAUGUCAAAAGAAAUUGGCAUUUAUAGUACGGUAAGUGCUAUUACCACAAGUAUAUUUUCGAUAAUUGGCAUGAAAAUAUUGACAUGGCUGAAUUCAACUGAUAUUAUGACGUGUAUCGUUAGUAACGUGUGUUUUCUAUUAUCAGCAUUUUGGACAGCUUUUGCCAAACAUAGUUGGCAAUUAUAUGCUGGUCUAGCUCUGACACCAUUCACAAGUUAUCAAGCAUCAUUAGCCUCCUAUAUGUUGCUGGAAUGGCUUGAACCGCAUCGAACAACUCAAGGAUUAAUUAUCGUCACUGAAAUUACUACGAUUAUUGCCGUCUUUGGUAAUUCAUUCUUUAUCUUUGUCUACGGUCAUACAGUGGCUUAUAUUCGAAAUUUUACAGUACUGUUAGCAGCAAGUCUUUGUGUCAUACCGCUUGUAUUAAACAUAUACUUGUAUGUGAUCAAUAAAACUAAUCGAUCAGCAAUGGUUGUCGAUUUUGUUGCUGAACCACCAUCAACCUCGAUAUUACCUCCGUUUGCAGUAGCUUUUAGUGAGGAUAACAGAGAAACAUCAUUGAUUGACGUUGAUCACAAUAGAUAUGAUAUUAUCGAUACUACAGCAAUGUCUUCAUUAACAACUGAACAAGAUCGAAAAUAUACACACAUAUUCAAAAUUGUUUUGACCGGUGAUUCAGGUGUAGGUAAAAGUCAAUUAUUAUCACGAUUUACAAAAAAUGAAUUUUCUUUGGGAACUGCAGCAACAAUUGGUGUUGAAUUCUCAACAAAAGAAGUACAAAUCAAUAAGGACACUGUUCGUGCUCAGAUAUGGGAUACAGCUGGACAAGAACGGUUUAAGGCAAUAACACAUUUGUAUUAUCGUAAUGCCAUGGGUGCAUUACUUGUAUUUGAUAUUCAAAGUCCUCAAACAUUUCAAAAUUUAGAUCGAUGGUACAAUGAAAUUCGUACACAUUCGGGCAAUGAUUGUAUAAUCAUCCUCGUUGGAAAUAAAUCUGAUCAACGUCAUAUCCGAGCAGUAAUGCCUGAUGAUGCAAGAAGAUUUGCAGAAGAACGAAAUAUUAAUUAUAUAGAAACAUCUGCUUUGAGUUCGACAAACGUUGAACAAGCUUUUCUUCAACUUAUACAAAAUAUUUAUCAAAACUAUAAACAACCUGGACCAGAAUCAUUAAAACCAGUUGAUAAAUCCAUCACUAUAUGGCCUUCGUAUUCCACGCAAACAAAAGAAUUUUCAUGUUGCUAG